AUGUUCUUGUUUCGAGCUCAAUUGACUACUCUGUCAAAUUCUGGAACGUUCAGACUGGAGAAGCUGAGUUUACUUUGCAACACCCCGAUUUGGUCACCUCGUUCGCAUUCAAUUACAACGGUCAGCUCCUUGCAACAACUUCGAGAGACAAGAAAAUCAGAAUAUGGGACCUCACCACGAGAGAAGUGA
This is a messenger RNA of Australozyma saopauloensis, 189 nucleotides long. RefSeq lists its product as uncharacterized. The coding region runs from base 1 to 189 and encodes 62 amino acids. Lineage: Eukaryota; Fungi; Ascomycota; Pichiomycetes; Serinales; Metschnikowiaceae. The record is from RefSeq and is a predicted model, not a curated record. The transcript has a single exon.